AUGUCUUUCGAUCCAGUCCACGAUAGCAUCACCAACGACCCACAAAAGGUAUCCAUACCGUCUACAGACGCUGUGGAAAGCCCAGAUCAAAAGCCCAAAGUUUCUGAUCCGUCGCUCACAGACUCGGAAGAAGACACGAAAAAACGGAAAAAGCCUGCCGAUGACGCUGGCAAAGACAAACCGCAUCUGUCCGCACUGACCAAUUCGAGAACUAGACAUUUGAAAAAGACCGACGGCGAGCCGUACUGGCGCACAGACAUCAAGUUCAUGUUUCUGAUGAAACUGUUCUUCAACAACAAGAGAGUGUUUAAGAACCCCUUUAAGAGCCCGAACGACAAGUUUGAUUGGCCAGAACACUUCAAGCACUACAUCGGACCGUCCGGUGAACAGAUCUUCAACGACGGCUCGCAAUUGACGUUUUUCGAGCUGUAUCUGGUCACCUUGAUGAAAAGCUCCAAAGUGUCUAAGGUGUUGAAAGACAGGCUGUCGCACGAUCUGAGCUAUGCAUUGAACUUCUCCAUCAUCAGCAUUCUCGUCAACAUUGGCCGUCUCAACACAACGGUGAAUUUCGACUACGAGAUGAAAUCGCAGUUCAGAACGUACCAUUCGGUCCCGUCGUUGCACGUUGGUGACCAUACCGCCAUUUUCGAGAAAUUCUACGCUCUCCGCCCCGUCGAGGCAAAACUCAAAACAGAGGACACAAAAAGCUACUUCCCUCUGUCAACCGUGAAGCCACUUCAGGAUACACCCCGGAUCAAGUCGAUUCUCAAAUCUAUCAACGACUUGAACCAGGAGGUGCCCAAAAACUUCAAGGAGUUCAUCAUAGGCAUGACGGAAAAUAACAAGUUUAACCUCAACGUCGUCAGUCUGCUGUUUCUGCUUUGUGUCCACGAGUACGAGAUCGGCAAGACGUUCUUCGCGAUCCCAGAAAACGAUCAGACCGAGUCCUUAUCGACGGGCUCGCUAUUUAACGAUAUCUGGCUGAAAAAUGAUAUCAAGUCUUCCGACGAGGUCGACAGAUUUUUGUGGCUAAUCUAUCUGUUUUUGGAGACAGAUUUCGACGCAGAGAAGGUUCUGGCCAACCCAUUCAAUGUGGAGUCUGGUUCGGGCUCGGGCUUUGAGUCGUCGCUCAACAUUGCAGAGGAGAUUGCUAAUGGUAACGACGCUGUUCUGGAGAAACUGCGGUCUCUAGUGCCGCCGGCACGCCCUGUUGACGAGACUGAGAAUGCUGGAUUAAUCAAUGAUGUGGACUCAGAAAGAGAAACAGCUUUUGCAACGUACAUGAAAGAUCUCCGACUCAAGUUUUUGGAGGAAGCCAUGAGCGAUGACGACGGAAAGAAGAACAAACGGCCAAAGAAGGCCAAGAAGAGCGCUGAUGGCGAUGAAACCGAUGGCGACCAGACCAUAAACGGGGUGGACGAGACGAACGGCAAGAAGUUGAAGCGUAGCCACGGCGACGACGAUAUUCUGCCGUCCGAGACUGGAGACGAGUUUUCGAGCGAGAGAAAGAGAAAGAGAAAGAAGCUGGGCGAGGGGCCGCUGAAGCUGAGUUUGGGCGACAUCGAAGCGUUCUUGAGUGCAGACAUCCGUGCGGGAGCCACCUCGAAAACGAUGAUCAACAAACGGAACAAAAAUCACUAUCUUGCUGCGUUCCUAAAAGACCUGAUACUGAAAAGAGCAGACGACCUGAAACGCAAGCGACUAAAAAUGGGACAUUUGAAUUGCAUGGACAAGCUGGAGAAGCUCUUACUGAUCCAAACGGACGGAAAGAAAAACGGUGGCUCGAAAGACAAACUGGACGAGUUGCAAAUUAAUUAUUACAAAGAUUUGAAACGUAUACUCAGUUUUGUUGGCGAUGUGAACAGCGAGAAACCAGCGGCAGAUUCGUUUUUGGACAACGCUUUUGCCAAUAUAUAG
This is a messenger RNA of Ogataea philodendri, 1917 nucleotides long. RefSeq lists its product as uncharacterized. NCBI's taxonomy places the organism in Eukaryota, Fungi, Ascomycota, Pichiomycetes, Pichiales, Pichiaceae. Gene Ontology annotation, cellular component: Ino80 complex. The coding region runs from base 1 to 1917 and encodes 638 amino acids. The transcript has a single exon. The record is from RefSeq and is a predicted model, not a curated record.